AUGGGCAAAAAACAAGCAGGCCCCGCCUACAUCUUGGGCGUGGGUAUGACCAAGUUCAUCAAGCCUCGUGGCAAAGUCGAUUACAAUGAGCUGGGUUAUGAAGCUGGUAUCAAGGCCAUGCUCGACGCCCACAUUACCUAUGAUGAUGUAGACCAGGGUGUUGCAUGCUACGUCUACGGCGAUAGCACCUGUGGUCAGCGCGUUUUCUACCAGUUCGGCCUUACCAAUAUCCCUAUCUACAAUGUGAAUAACAACUGCUCGACUGGAUCAACUGGUUUGGCUAUGGGUCGCACCAUGGUCUCUCAUGGCGCUGCCGACUGUGUUUUGGUUGUUGGAUUCGAGAAAAUGAACCCCGGAAGCUUGCAAUCCGUAUAUAACGAUCGCACUGGUCCAACUGAACGGUUUGGGAUGAUGAUGGCCGAGACACGGGGAGUCACCAACGCGCCCGGUGCUGCCCAGAUGUUCGGAAAUGCUGGUCGAGAAUACAUCGAGAAGUACGGCGCAAAGAAUGAGGACUUUGCCGAAAUCGCCCGCAUCAACCACGAGCACUCCAAGCGCAACCCCUACUCGCAGUUCCAGGACGAAUACUCCCUUGAGCAAGUGAUGAAGGCCCCCAUGAUCUUCGAGCCACUCACCAAGCUACAAUGCUGCCCAACGUCAGACGGCGGUGCAGCCGCUGUCAUCGUUUCCCAGGAAUUCCUUGAUGCUCGUCCCCACCUGAAAGACCAAGCUAUCUUAAUCGCCGGCCAAAACAUCGCUACCGACAACGAGACACUAUUCAGCGGCAGCUCUAUUGAUCUAAUGGGGUUCGGUAUGUCACGACAUGCAGCGCGUACUGCCAUCGCCGAGGCUGGCGUGAAUGCCAAGGAUAUCAAAGUCUGCGAACUGCACGAUUGUUUCUCUGCCAAUGAGAUGAUCACAAUUGAUGCGCUUGAGCUUUCUGAGCCUGGUAAGGCGCAUGAGAUGGUUCGUCGUGGUGACAUUACCUACGGCGGUAAGAUGGUCAUCAAUCCUUCUGGUGGUCUUAUUUCGAAGGGUCAUCCUCUCGGCGCUACUGGUAUUGCUCAGUGUGCUGAGUUGGUUUGGCACUUGCGUGGAUGGGCCAAUAAUCGUCUUGUGCCCGGUACAGUCGCUACUUUGCAGCAUAACCUUGGUCUUGGUGGUGCUGUUGUUGUCACUGUGUACAAGCGUGCUGAUGGCAAGACUGCCGCUGCUGUUUCAUCGGAGGAUGUGGGCAAAAUCAACGGAUUGGGCUAUAACCCGGCUGUAGAAGCUCGUGGGUUCACUGCUGAGCAAGCCAAGUCGGUAAGCAGCAAGAAGCGCACUAGUGAGUUUGCUCUUUCCGAUGUCCAAGAAAAGGUCCUUGCCCGUUUCUAG
Molecule: messenger RNA, 1377 nt
Organism: Penicillium angulare
Lineage: Eukaryota; Fungi; Ascomycota; Eurotiomycetes; Eurotiales; Aspergillaceae
Product: putative sterol carrier protein
Exons: 2
Coding region: 1-1377 (458 amino acids)
Molecular function (GO): acyltransferase activity, transferring groups other than amino-acyl groups
Source: RefSeq, a predicted model, not a curated record